Molecule: messenger RNA, 1820 nt
Organism: Vespa crabro (European hornet)
Lineage: Eukaryota; Metazoa; Arthropoda; Insecta; Hymenoptera; Vespidae
Gene: eIF3l
Product: eukaryotic translation initiation factor 3 subunit L
Exons: 3
Coding region: 139-1755 (538 amino acids)
Biological process (GO): translational initiation
Cellular component (GO): cytoplasm; eukaryotic translation initiation factor 3 complex
Molecular function (GO): translation initiation factor activity; protein binding
Source: RefSeq, a predicted model, not a curated record
CUAGGUCAAUGUUUGUAACCGGCCAGUUUCCAAUCUUCUUUAGAUUCUGAUUUGGUUCUUCCGUCGCCGUCGCCGUCAAUUACGUUUUUGAGGUUAAAAAGUCGCGUGUGUUAAAAUAUUCAUUAACUCCUCGACAUUAUGUACGAAGAUUAUAACGAGUACGAAACCUACGACGAAUAUGGACCACCGGAUGUACACUCAGAACAAUAUGACAGAUUAAGUUAUCGUCAAGUGCCCGAAGUGGUGCGAAAUUUUCUUGUGUAUUUACGAAAUUGCAUAAAUGAAGGAAUGAUCUUUGAAAUUCAAAAUUUAUACGAAACAUCAUUUCCAAAGAUUUCUGAACAAUUGUUCGAUAAAUCAUCCUGGCCGGAUGCAUCAAGCGUUGCCCACAUAGUUGACAAUGAUGUAGUAUUUCUAAUUCUUUACAAGGAACUUUAUUAUCGUCAUAUAUAUGCCAGAAUGCAAGGACCAACAUUGGAGCAACGUUUCGCAUCCUUCUAUAAUUAUUGCGAUUUAUUCAAUUACAUAGUACAUCCGGAUACGCCCGUUCAAUUGGAACUGCCCGAUCAGUGGUUAUGGGAGCUUAUCGAUGAAUUUGUUUACCAAUUUCAAUCAUUUACGCAAUACCGUGCAAAUUUGUCUAACAAAACGCCCGAUGAGAUAGAGAAUUUAAAUGCCCACAUUAAAAUAUGGGACGUCCUCUGUGUUUUAAAUGUUCUUCAUUAUUUAGUCGAUAAGUCUAAUAUCAAGAGACAAUUGGAGGUUUAUGCGAGCGGAGGAGAUCCCGAUUCUGUCGCUGGAAUCUUCGGCAGGCACUCCUUGUAUAAGAUGUUGGGUUAUUUCUCGCUCGUUGGUCUAUUAAGAUUACAUUCAUUAUUGGGCGAUUAUUAUCAGGCAAUUAAAGUAUUAGAGAACGUCGAAUUAUAUAAAAAAAGUGCUUAUUCUCAUGUACCCGGCUGUCAAAUAUCAACCGCUUAUUACGUUGGAUUUGCAUACAUGAUGAUGCGUAGAUACACGGAUGCAAUUAGAACCUUCUCCGGUAUUUUAUUAUAUAUUCAACGGACGAAACAAUUAUUUGCAACUCGCAGCUAUCAGAAUGAUCAAAUCAAUAAGCAAACUGAGCAAAUGUAUCAUCUCUUGGCAAUUUGUCUAGUACUUCAUCCACAGUGCAUAGAUGAAGGUUUACAACAGGCAUUAAGGGAUAAGAAUUAUCACGAAAAAAUGUAUAAAAUGCAGUACGGAGAUCUUGGAGAAUUUGAAUCGUGUUUCUUAUUUGCCUGUCCUAGAUUUUUAUCUUUGACCCAACCCAAUCCUGAUAAUUUACACGAGGACUAUGUUAGAGAAGCUAUUAGACAUCAAACUCAAGUGUUCAUGGAUGAAGUUGUACAACAAAAAAUGUUACCUACGAUACGUUCUUAUUUGAAAUUAUAUACGACUUUACCAUUGACCAAAUUGGCUACCUUCAUGGGCAGUGCCACUAGACAAGAUGAAAGCUGGGAUUUGAAUAAAGAAGUUAAUGUACUAACUAUUCAUUUAUUGUGUUUCAAGCAUAAGAUGAAAAAUAUUGUAUGGACGAAAGGUGCAUCAGGAUUGGAUGGUAAAUUUCAAUCGGGCUCUGAGUUGGAUUUCUACAUAGAUCAUGAUAUGAUUCACAUUGCGGACACAAAAGUGGCACACAGAUAUGGGGAUUUUUUUAUACGUAAAAUUUUGAAGUUUGAAGAGUUGAACCGCAAAUUACAUCACAUAAAGAUUUAAUUCGAACCAUUUUUAUUCUAUGUAAAGGUGAAAAAAGAUAAUAAAAUUCCAUAACGAGAAGAGAA